GCUAGCUAAUAAUAAUAAUAAUAAUAAUGUACAUUUCUGCUCAAUGUUUUAAUAAUGUAUAUUGUAUAUUAUGUUCUGUAAUGUUAACCAACCGUUGAAUUGUUUCAUCCAUCGCUGAAAUAUCGACAUUUAGCCAGCUUUCUGUUCAUAUGCACUGAUUGAUUUGUGAUUUUGAGUACUUGGUGCCAUGGGCAAAUCAACAGUAAUGCGAACGUCGCCAUCGUGUUCAAUGUAUAAACAAAUCACUAGGGUGAAUGUUAACUAGCCAGUCAAUCAUGCAUUCCAAACAAUGCCUUUGACUGUCAAAUUCGAACGCAACGUUAGCAACAACACAAAGGCAAGCCCAAAACAAAAGCCACCUGCAACGGUACUUAGCUAGCGACUAUUAGCUGUGUUAACUCAUCUGUCAAUGAAGUGUCAUUGAUUUGUGUUAGCCACCUCAUCAUCAUUCAGCAACCAACCAACUCGUCUAGAGUUACAGCAUCACACGUUAGUUAUAAAAUACUGGCCAAUGCAAUGGCUAAUCUCAUGCGUGUACCAUAUCUAUUUCAUUUAUUUGUUUAUCAUUUUGCUUGUUUUUAAAAAUGUUUUUUUACAGUACUACUGAUAUUGAUUACUUCAUUGUAGGGAAAGAGCAAUAAAGGCAUUUCACUGUACUUGUGUACAAUAAAACUUCACUUGAGAUGAAAAAGUUGACAGUGGAGAUGUGGGCAGAAGAACACAUGAAUGAAUACUGGAUUUAUGUAGGGAUUUAGAGGGACAGUUUGAGCAGAGCAUGGACAAGAUACCCUGCAGGUAGAGGGCAAGUGCUUUAACUUUUGUGCCAUAAAUACUCAGACAUCAGUCUUGGCACCCUUGUCCUAUGGUUUGAGUAGAGCAGCCCUGACUGAGAUGAACUGGGACAACCAGCUGAGCUCCAUCCUCUCAGCAGCUGAUGGCAGUGUUGCCAAGAUGAGGGAGAGACUGACCACGCCAGGGAAUUAUCCAAAAGGAAGAGAAGUAGAUCUCUAUCCAGUCAGGGAGGUGGCUAGUGUGUCAAAUUUGGAGCUCCCUCGUCUCCCCCCUCUCCCCAAGUCCUCCAUCUCUCUCCUCCCCCCUCCCUCCUCCGCUGUGCAGUGGGCAGACCUGGCAGCCGUCCAAUCACAACUGCAGAUCCAGAGCCAGGCCAUAGAGUCUCUGACCCAAAGUCUUCAUGACAUGGACAGAGAGAGACACUCUCAGCAGCGCCACAUACAGGCACUACAAGAUGAGGUUCGCAGGCUGCGAGAGCAGGCGAUGGAGAGAGAGCGGGAACAAGAAAGUGAUGGAGAGAGGAGAGGGUCAGGGAUGACUAGUCCAGAAGUGGAGAGAAGGAUGGACCAGUGGAGGAGAGAUGUGGGCCGUGAGCUCAGCACUCUGAGAAGGCACAUCACCAGAGCCACAUCACAAGGCAACCUGGAGGAGAGUUUCUGCUCUAAGCUGCGAAGGGAGGAGUUGGAUCAUUUGAGGAGAGAGGUGGACACACUCAAAACCCAGCUCAGGAGGCAGGAGGAGGACAUGUUUCUUCAGCAGUCGGAGGCCAGAGAGACGAGGAGGCAGUAUGAACACAGCUGCAAGACACUAGAGGAACUAACAGACAGCUACAGAAACCACAGCUUUGACCUGGCCAAGACUGUUUCUCAAUACACACACACAGAGCAGGAGGUCCGCCAGAUCAGGAUAACUGUAUCGGAGCUGAAGGACGAGAUCAGGAGUCUGAUUCUCCGGGAGAGACACACUCCUACUGUUACACUACACACAGCAGUUCCAGCAUUAGCUGCCUUCUCCCGCUGUAAAGAUGCCAGGGGUCAAAAGGCAGCGCCAGACUCGGACUCUGACGACUUCAGUCCCACCCCCAGUCUGGCUGAGGUCAGCUCUGAUGACCUGUCCUGGCUGGAUGACAGAGACACAGCUCCUCCUCUAGCAGUACCUCGGGUACAUCAGAGCUCCCAUUCUGCAGGACAUGACCUCAGAGGACCAGGAAGUGGCCUGGACGAUGAUGAUCUUGAUGAUGAUGAUGGAAACCUGGAGUUGGGGUCAGACAGCCCCCCCGACCUCAGCCUCAAUGACCUUUGAGAGGCUUUGUCAUGCCAGUGUUCUAGAAUGCUAUGAGUUCUUUCUUUGAGAAGUUUUUGGGCACGAACCUCAAACCCUGACUAAAGAGGAUGAUGAAAAGGCUGAACUCUGCUUGAGAAAAAGAAAGCACCUUAUUUUAAAAACUCCUAUGUGAUUAUGCUCUGUCUUGUGUCAGUGUUUUUUGGGAAAAGGUGUACAAUAGUUUUGUAUUACACACCAAUAGUAUUUAACUCAACAGUGUGGCAGCAUUCUGUGAUUGUCUUAAUGAAUUACAUCUGGGGAAAGCUUUGAUUUCACUGACGAUAUACAACUUGAUGAUCACUGGUGUUUUUGAGUCUGUUAAUAAAACAUAUGGUGGA
Oncorhynchus tshawytscha (Chinook salmon) is the source of this 2453-nucleotide messenger RNA. RefSeq names its product GRB10-interacting GYF protein 2. NCBI's taxonomy places the organism in Eukaryota, Metazoa, Chordata, Actinopteri, Salmoniformes, Salmonidae. The transcript has 11 exons. The coding region runs from base 892 to 2094 and encodes 400 amino acids. The record is from RefSeq and is a predicted model, not a curated record.